Messenger RNA from Suillus subalutaceus, 2536 nucleotides. Its product is annotated as rab-GTPase-TBC domain-containing protein. The transcript is spliced from 9 exons. The record is from RefSeq and is a predicted model, not a curated record. Gene Ontology annotation, biological process: activation of GTPase activity. Gene Ontology annotation, molecular function: GTPase activator activity. Lineage: Eukaryota; Fungi; Basidiomycota; Agaricomycetes; Boletales; Suillaceae. The coding region runs from base 123 to 2384 and encodes 753 amino acids.
UGCAAACGUUCCUUGAAUGAGAUAAGUAUAGAUGGUGUAUUAAUGUGACCUGUCUCAGUAUGUCAUCCUUACUCUUGCGUGCGUAAAGCAAGCUCCAACAUUCGGAACACUGAGCGUUCGCCAUGGCACAACUACGCUCAAGGACAAGACCCCCUCAACACAUGACAAGGAAUAUCUACGACCAGCUCUUUUAUCAAGGGUCGAGUCUCUCCAAGCUAAGAGAUGCGAUCACAGCAGGUCGCCUUCUCCAGUCUUCAGAUGGCGGUAUCGGUGUACCAGGGAGAAGUCUAGCAUGGAAGCUGUUCCUCUUGAAGAACGUGCCGCUGGAACCUCCGCCUCACGAAAUACCAGUACCUCCGCUGGAGGCUUUACGUGCUCUUCGAAAGCAGUACUCCGAGCUGCUGCUGGAGAAGAUGCGUGCUCCAGAUGGAUCUUAUGAUGAGACUUUUGUCGUGCCAGGACUUACCAUUCCGAGGAGGAACGCCAAGCCGCCAACGGAUUUGGAGACGAACAACCCUCUCAGUUUGCACGAUGAGAUCUCAGGAAAAACUAUCCAGCAAGAUGUUGAACGGACUUUCCCUGAUAUAGGUUACUUUCGCGACGAUGAUGUACAGCAGCAACUCACCAAUAUCCUGUUCCUAUACGCUGCCAUGCAUCCCGAUAUUGAAUACCGGCAAGGCAUGCAUGAGCUACUUGCACCCGUAUACUACGCUGUAGAUUAUGACUCCACUGCCGAUGACGCUACAUCACCGUCGGACGAAUCUGUCUUUCGGGAGAUUUGCUCGCGAACGUGGAUUGCAGCUGAUUCAUGGGCACUUUUUUGCGCCAUCAUGAAUGGCAUCUCCAAGUGGUACGAGUGGCGCGAACCGUCGUCUGUCGAAACGUCCUCUGCUCGUGGUCAAGUCAACUUUAAGCCGUAUAUGUCACCGAUUACCUUGGUCUGCAACCACAUUCAAAACAGUCUUUUAAAAUCCGUCGAUCCCAUUCUUCACGGGGUAUUGCAGAACUCGGGCAUCGAGCCGCAGAUCUAUGGAUUACGAUGGCUUCGCCUGUUGUUCACGCGUGAACUUUCUAUGGACGAUGCGAUGAUUCUAUGGGACGGGCUGUUUGCGAGCCCAAUCCCAAUCUCUGAGCUCGCUCAGUGGAUAUGCGUGGCUAUGCUUAUACGUAUACGAACCAAAUUGAUCCCAUCGGACUAUAGCAUGCAACUAACAUACCUAUUGCGAUACCCUCCCUCUCAGGUAGAAGAUGGAGCCCCGCAUCACGCAAUCCUACUGCUUCGUCAAGCAUCGUUGCUGCAAAUGUCCCGUACACCCUCCGCGGGCGCGAUUGUGAUGACUGAAAACCGCAACCUUCUAAAUAUUCCCCUGGAAGUACCAGAUUCACCUGUCCAAGUGAAGCGGAGGGCACGUCCUCCGACCUCAUCAGAUUUCCAUGGAACUUCUUCUGGGCAAGGAGAGCAUAUGCGUCAGUCGCCCUCAUUCCAGAUUGGGCUGCCAGAAUUGAUUGCUCGGGGGCUCAUGGAUCGCGGGGAGAGCCUUGGGAUUAACAAGACUGUAAUGAAUGCGGUAUCCGAACUAAGGCGCAACCUCCCCGAAUUGGCCGCGUCUCUGGUUCGCACGCCAUCUACGGUAUCGGCGCCCUAUGCAGCAUAUCCCUUGCUCGACGAGCAGAUAACAGAUGACAGGCACGUUUCGGAGAAUGGAAGCCGCAUGGAAACAGAACGUGCUGCAAUAGAGCUGAGAGGGCAGAAUAAACGCCUUGGUGAAUCGAUCACUUGGAUACUAAGCGUUCUGCAGUCCAAGGAAUCAUCGGAAGCCAAGGAUGAGGAUGCUGCGAGAGUUUCGGUGCAGCAAAAGGAAGCUCUCGAGUCACUAGCUUAUGUGAGGGACAUCCUAGGUGGAGAGGUGAAGGAGAUUGACGAGCGCCGUCUGUGGGGGGCGGAAGAAUACAAUAAGCGUUUGGAAGGUCAGAACAAGCAAGAGUCUAUGGAGGCGUCUGUGUCCCCACCAAGACAACGUUCAAUGACGACCCCUACAAAUGAACACCCACCACCGCCAUUACAGCGGGAAGUUCAAAAUUUCACGUCCGGAACUCCUGUGUUUAUUCGGUCAACGGCAUCUACUCCAUUACACUCUCCUUCGAUGGCCUCAAAGGCGAUUCCUAUGGCAUUGUCGACUCAUAAUCGCUCUCAGUCAUCGACUGGGACGUUCUCCGUCAAGCCGAUUACGAUGCAGCGGACACCCCUUCGCCUAUCAUCUAAUAAUCCCUUCCAACGCACACCUGACGUGGGUGGGAUCCUGCCUGCGGCUGUCAAGAGCGAUCAAAGUCCGAAGGUCCGAAGUGAAGUGCAACAGCACGAUCCGCUGGGAGUUCUGAAGUAGAUUUUUGCUUGUGGUGGUUACAAGAGAUGACGAUCGUGCUACAUAAUAGAUAUCUGUGCGUGGAUUAAUAUAUUUAGAUUAUGGUAUGUACUACGUAGUGGAAGGUCAUUGCGGAGGUUGUACGGAGUUUGAUUGGGCGACCAAUGGUGGGA